AUGGUUUCCAGGCAGGGCCCACCCCCUUGUGAGGCCUGGUUCUCGCUCCACAGUCUGCGAAUGCUGCUGACUGGGAGAGAGGCUUGGGCGUGGCUGUCCCCACUCCAGCAGCAGCUGUCCUGCUCUUCUGCAGGAGUCAUUCGUUUUGGAGUCAAUGGGCUCGUCACCUGUGUAAAAGCUAUUUAUGUUUUCUUUGAGGAUGCCGUGGAUAUAACUUUGAAAAUCCCAAGGCCACCCCAGGGUGGUGUGAAUCCGUGGCAGUUAAACAUAGCCAUAUACAGGAUGCUGCCCCACAUCUGGGGAAAUCAAAAGACCCUCAUGGCCAAGAGUGUGAUGAGUGAAGUGGAGGUGACCAGCUCUGCCUGGGCCCACUGGCACCAUGACCUCACAAGAUCCCCUUCUAGUUCCAUCAGGGCACCCUUCAAGGUGUGUAAAACAUCUUUGCUGGACGUCAUGUCAUCGUCCACAGAAAUGUCAUCGUUCACAGGAAACUUCCAUCAAGACUAUGACGUGCUGAUGCCCCUUGGUGAGGGUCACUUUGCCAAGGUGGUACUCGCUGAACAUGUGAGCACAAGGAUGCUGGUAGCUGUGAAGGUACUUCAAAAGGACAAGUUGAGGCCUACUGCUGUUAGACGGGAGGUCAGCAUCCUAAAGGACCUUCAGCACCCCAAUAUCAUUCAGUUGCUGGAAGUGUCAGAAAAUAGUACCACUAUGUUCCUGGUAAUGGAAUAUGCACGCGGGAAAGACCUGCAGCGACAUAUCAAGCGUGCUGAGAGACAGAAGCUGCAGGAGGAAAGGGCACGGCUGAUAUUCCGAGAACUCCUGGAGGCUGUGCAGUACUGCCAUAACAGGGGAGUCAUUCAUGGGGACCUGAAACCGGCGAACAUAUUAAUGGACCGUGAAGGCCACCCCAAGCUCAGCGAUUUUGGCGUGGCUUUCAGGUUCCUUCCUGGCCAGGAGGUGACCACGUGUGGAGGCACCCGACAAUAUGCUGCCCCAGAGAUAUUUUUACAAAAGAAAUACCAAGGCCCACCACUGGACAUUUGGUCUUUAGGGAUACUUUUAUUUGAGAUGCUCGCUGGGGUACGCCCAUUUAGUGGGAACCAAACACGACUGACAAAGGAUGCCCUAAAGGGGCGAUACCAGUUUCCCCAGCACUUCUCCAAAGAGGUGCAAAGCUUAAUAAAGGGUCUUCUCAACCCUGACCCAAGAAUGCGCCCUACUUUAGAGAAAGUAAGGCAGCAUCCAUGGCUUCAGCUUGAAUCUGUCCCUUGUCAUCCUCCUCAACUGCUCCCCAAGGCCACAGAAAGGGCAAUAUUGCACAUUAUGGCUGGGAAGGGGUACAACCGGCUGAAGGUGAUUGAUGCAGUGAAGUGCAGAAAAUACGAUCCUGACAUGGCGCCCUUCCUGCUACUACAGGACAUGGCACUCGAGAAACUCCACUUGAGGUCUGAGGUGAAGCCCACACACAAACGUGAGGCUGAAGAUCUGUUUGAACAGUCCACAAACAAAGAUGAGUAUACAGAUGAAUAUCAGCCAUCUUCAUCUUCUCCCCCUGUAGCAUCUCACAAACCAAGCCGUGCUAUUGCUACUACCAAGGCCUGCCAGCCCAGCCAUACUACUACCAUCAAGUCCUGCCAUCCAGGCCCUUCUACUCCCAAAGCAUCCCGUCAACCAACAUCCCGUCAACCAAGCCCUGCUGUUCCCAUCAAGUCCUGUAAAACCAGCCGUGCCUCUACUGAGUCAUACUGGCAGCCCAAUCCUGCCUCUCCCGGUGAGUCCUUCCAGCACAGCCCUGGGACUCCAAAUGCUGCCUUCACUGCUGCCCCAGCCCCUGUCAGCAGUAGGAGGUGGGGCUGGAAAACUGUCAAGAGAACCAUGAGACACUGCCUGCAGGCCCUGUGCUGCUGCCCCGUAUCGACGUGCAAGUGUCACAAACACAAGGUGGUCGCAGUGUAA
Messenger RNA from Cavia porcellus (domestic guinea pig), 1959 nucleotides. Its product is annotated as sperm motility kinase 2B-like. The transcript has 4 exons. Gene Ontology annotation, molecular function: ATP binding; protein serine/threonine kinase activity. Gene Ontology annotation, biological process: intracellular signal transduction; protein phosphorylation. The coding region runs from base 1 to 1959 and encodes 652 amino acids. Gene Ontology annotation, cellular component: cytoplasm. The record is from RefSeq and is a predicted model, not a curated record. Lineage: Eukaryota; Metazoa; Chordata; Mammalia; Rodentia; Caviidae.